AUGACCGAACCGACCUCCGACGACGAGCUUCGAGAUGACGAGCCCACGUCUGCCCCUCCAGACCAGUCCCCGGACAGUAUCCUUCCGCGAGACCGUCAGAAGAGAACACACAGCUACAAUUAUGCCUACGAGAAGUCGAUGAGCCAGACUGAGGCAAAGCUUUUCUAUCAGAGACAUCGGGCAUCACUGGGCCAGGAUGGAGACCCAAGUCACAGCCCCAACUUGUCCCACCUUCCUUCAUCUCAACGGCCUGACGAUACUGCGAGUGUCGCCUCCUUCAGAAGCAGCCAGGGCAUCCCUUCAUCUUUGAAUCUGUACGAUAUGGGAAACAGCGUGCGAGAUACAGCGAAUGCUCCUCCAUUUGGGAAAAUACACGAAGCAAGCCUGUUGGCAGUUGAGCAGUCGGCUCGGAACCACGCUAUCCCCGCUGGGUUCUUGCAUGGGUACAAACCACAUAUCCCCGUCUUUCAAGGCGCCUUAGGGGCCGGAAUAGGAGUCGCCCACGGAGCGGAUGGCCUCUCCUCAGGGAAUGAUGCUAUCACGGCCGAAUUGGAGAUUGUAUGCCAUAAGAUUCACAAUUUGUUGGAGCGCAGAAAUAAGUACAUGCAGCUUUCUCUGCAGAUGCCGGGUUGCAAUCCUAACGAUACUCCUGAUUGGCGUAUCUACCCACCUCCUCCAGAGCCGGCCUGGGAUAACGAAGCAUCUAGUACUAAUUUGAUGGGCCAAGAGCAAGCAGCGGAGUCGACAUCCCGUAAGAGACGCAAGAUGGGACAGGAUAUUGGAGAAGACUUCCACAUGGAUGAGCUCAUGCCCCUGCCUGGACAAUCGCAGUUAACAUUUCGGUUGGAUUCCUCCAGUGUCUACCAAGUCUAUGAGAGUUCCGAGUCAAAGGAUCCAUUAGUUCGCCUUCCAUCUCUGAGAGAUUUCUAUGUGGAUCUAGAUGCUAUCACUGACGUAUCUACCGACGGGCCAGUGAAGUCAUUCGCGUUUAGACGGUUGUCGUACCUCGAGGGGAAAUUCCAGCUUCAUACUUUGCUAAAUGAGUAUCAAGAACUGGCAGACAGUAAAAAGGUGCCGCACAGAGAUUUCUAUAACGUUAGAAAGGUGGACACCCACGUGCAUCAUUCAGCUUGUAUGAACCAGAAGCACCUUCUGAGAUUCAUCAAAAGCAAAAUGAAGAAAUCGCCGGACGAGGUUGUUCUUUUCAGAGACGGAAAACACUUGACUUUGAAAGAAGUAUUUGAAAGUAUCAAUCUGACUGCUUAUGAUCUCAGUAUUGACACGCUUGAUAUGCACGCCCACAAAGAUUCCUUCCACCGCUUUGACAAGUUCAACUUGAAAUACAACCCUGUGGGGGAGUCCCGUCUUCGUGAAAUCUUCCUCAAGACAGACAAUUAUAUCAAGGGUCGAUAUCUUGCUGAGAUCACGAAGGAGGUUAUUUCCGAUUUAGAAUCGAGUAAAUACCAGAUGGUCGAAUGGCGAAUCUCAAUAUAUGGAAGGUCAAUGGAGGAGUGGGACAAACUGGCUGCAUGGGUUAUCGACAACAAGUUAUUCUCACCGAAUGUUCGCUGGCUCAUUCAAGUUCCUCGCCUUUAUGACGUAUACAAAUCUAGCGGCAUGAUGCAGAAUUUCGAGGAGGUUAUCCAGAAUGUUUUUCAGCCACUGUUUGAAGUGACGCAGGAUCCCUCUAGUCAUCCGAAACUACAUAUUUUCCUCCAACGUGUGAUCGGAUUUGACAGUGUUGAUGACGAAAGCAAGGCAGAACGUCGGAUUUAUAGAAAGUACCCGAUACCCAGAGACUGGAAUACAACCCAGAACCCUCCUUACAGUUACUGGAUCUAUUUCAUGUUCGCAAACAUAUCGUCACUCAAUAUCUGGAGGCAGCAGCGUGGCUUCAAUACAUUUGUCUUACGGCCUCAUUGUGGCGAGGCAGGAGACCCAGAUCAUCUUGCUGCUGGUUUUCUGGCUUGUCACAGUAUUAGCCACGGAAUACACCUCAAGAAGGUCCCCUUGUUGCAAUACCUCUAUUACGUCGAUCAAGUAGGCAUUGCUAUGUCGCCUUUGAGCAACAAUGCCUUGUUUUUGACAUACGACAAGAACCCGUUCGCAAGCUUCUUUAGAAAAGGCUUGAACGUUUCUCUUUCAACAGAUGAUCCCCUCCAAUUCGCUUUUACCAAAGAGCCUCUUAUGGAAGAAUACGCCGUUGCAGCACAGAUAUACAAGCUUAGUGCCGUGGACAUGUGCGAAUUGGCUAGAAACUCCGUCCUCCAGAGCGGCUUCGAGCUAGCUUUAAAACAAAGAUGGCUCGGUUCUCAGUGCUACUUGCCUGGUGUUUCCGGAAAUAACGUAGGCAAGAGCAAUGUACCCGAUCUCAGGGAGGCAUUCAGACACGAAACCCACCUCGGUGAACUAGCUUUGUAA
Talaromyces proteolyticus is the source of this 2421-nucleotide messenger RNA. RefSeq names its product AMP deaminase. Gene Ontology annotation, biological process: IMP salvage; AMP metabolic process. The coding region runs from base 1 to 2421 and encodes 806 amino acids. The record is from RefSeq and is a predicted model, not a curated record. Gene Ontology annotation, molecular function: AMP deaminase activity. The transcript has 2 exons. Lineage: Eukaryota; Fungi; Ascomycota; Eurotiomycetes; Eurotiales; Trichocomaceae. Gene Ontology annotation, cellular component: cytosol.